AUGGCAAUGAGUGGAGAAAGUUUUCUCUACGUCGCCAUUGAGCUUGAUGAUGGAAAUAUUGCAUAAAUAUGGGCAAAAUUAAAUGAUAAAAUGUAUCAAAGCUUACCAGCCUUGCACGCGUCCGUAGAAUGUCGGUCAGAAACAGGCGUUCGGUUACUUCUUAAUUGUGGAGUUAAGGUCAACGCAAAAGAUAAUUAUGGUAAUACUCCUCUACAUCUAGCUGUUCAAUUGAGCUACUUAGAUAAAAAUACAAUGCAAUGUAUAAUUAAGCUUCUUUUGGCUAAAGGAGCUAAAGUUAACGAUCGUACAAAUUCCGGUGAAUCUGCUUUUCAUUACGCAAUAAUUAAUGGUGACGAGAAGUUAAUCAAACUUUUUUUGAAACACGGAGCCGAUGUAAAUGCAAAGAAUAGCGACGGAAAAAGUCCGUUGUACCUGGCUGUGCAGUAUAGCAAUAAAAGUGUUGUGAAAAUGAUGUUGGAGAGAGGGGCCGAAAUAAACAACGGGGACAAUAAUGGCAAUUCCCCUCUUCAUGUAGCGAUUGAAGUUGAAGACGAAUCUAUAAUAAAAAUCCUGCUCGAGGACAAUGCGGACGUUAAUUUUAUUAAUAAUAAUGGUAAGACUCCGCUGUCCUUAGCCUUUGAAUUAGCUUAUAUGCGAAGUAUAUAUAAUCCCUGGAUCGGCUUCUUUUCGAUUAAUUUAGAAAUUAAAUGCAGCAAUAAUACUUUUCAAUUGCUAUUGAAGUACGUAGCUAAACUAAGGCACGUGAAUCGAGAAAAUCUCAGAAUAAUAAAUGAUAAUGAGAAAUUGAAUGUAUUUUAUGAAAAUUGUCAACGAGAAUUAGCGCAAAUGAAGAGAAAAAAUUUAUCCGACAAUAUAUCAAUGUACAAAGUUUUAACCAAAGAUAUUGACACGAUGAUGAUUUAUUGCAGAAACGAAUGUUUAAUAAAUAUCUUUAAGUUUAAUUUCCACGCCGAUGAAUUUCCAAUUUAUUAUGAUUUAUUAAGGCAACGAUUUUAUAAAGCAGAAAAAAGAAAAAUUGUAUUAGAAACUUCGUCUAUGAUACUUGGGUAUCUUUUCAAAUCAUUUUCAUUACCAGAAACUAUUAUAAAUGAAAUCGCUCGCUACAUGACAACAGAGGAUUUAUUAAAUUUACAAUAUUGA
Ceratosolen solmsi marchali is the source of this 1161-nucleotide messenger RNA. Its product is annotated as serine/threonine-protein phosphatase 6 regulatory ankyrin repeat subunit B-like. The transcript has 3 exons. Gene Ontology annotation, molecular function: protein binding; transcription cis-regulatory region binding. Lineage: Eukaryota; Metazoa; Arthropoda; Insecta; Hymenoptera; Agaonidae. Gene Ontology annotation, biological process: positive regulation of transcription by RNA polymerase II. The record is from RefSeq and is a predicted model, not a curated record. Gene Ontology annotation, cellular component: nucleus.